Messenger RNA from Dermatophagoides farinae (American house dust mite), 1442 nucleotides. Lineage: Eukaryota; Metazoa; Arthropoda; Arachnida; Sarcoptiformes; Pyroglyphidae. The record is from RefSeq and is a predicted model, not a curated record.
AUGGCAUUAGCAGGAUUGAAAAAACAAUUCAACAAAGCCAAUCAGUACAUGAAUGAAAAGAUUGGUGGCGUUGAAGGAACAAAAUUUACCGAUGAAUUCACUCAACUUGAAAGGAGGACCGAUCUUACCUAUGAAUUGGUAGAUGAAUUGAUCAAUCGGACCAAAGAAUAUUUGCAGCCCAAUCCAGCUUCACGAACAAAGCUGAUGGUCAGUUCAAAACUGAAAGGUGCACCCGGUAAACCGCAUUCAUAUCCACAACCAGAAGGCAUUUUGGCCGAUGCCAUGUGCAAAUAUGGAAAAGAGGUUAAUGAUGAUUCCAAUUUCGCUAAAAGUUUGGCUGAAAUGGGUGAAGCUUUACGUGAAAUGGCCGAAGUUAAAUAUGCACUUGAAGAUAAUGUUAAACAGAAUUUUCUGGAACCAUUGACACAUUUGCAAGCAAAAGAUUUAAAAGAUGUUCUGUUUCAUCGUAAAAAAUUAGAAGGACGACGAUUAGAUUAUGAUUGUAAGAAACGUAAACGACAAAAAGGUACACAUUUCAGUGAAGACGAAAUACGUAUGGCUGAAGAAAAAUUGGAAGAAUCAUAUAAUUUGGCAUCGAUGGGCAUGCACAAUCUAUUGCAAAAUGAGAUUGAACAAUUGUCACAGAUUUGUGUACUAUCCGAAGCAUUGUAUGAAUAUCAUAGUCAAUGUGCAAACAUUUUGGAAUCAUUAAAUGCUCGAUUAAUGGAAAUAAAAAAUGGAGCAGCCCAGCGUACAUUUCAGCCAUAUAUACCGAAAAAAUUACAUGAAUUGAAUCUCAAUGUAACAAGCAUUGGCCAUGAUGAUCUAUCACCCGGUGACGCACAAAUGAUGAAUGGUUCGAAAUUUUUUAUUAAUUCCUGUGAUUUUUUAAACAAUAAUAAUAAAAGACAUACUGUUGCUGCUGCUGCUGCAUCCACCACAAUCAACAAUCAUACGACAACGAAAAAAGCUUCAUCCUCAACCCAUUCAUCCCCAUUGUCAAUUAAAUCGGGAAAAUUUUCCGAUGGUUUUAGCUCGAAUAGCAACAGUAAUAAUAAUAACAGUACAACAGCCUAUCUAUUGAGAGAAAAAACUGGUCAACAUAAAACUUUGUCACAUAGUAAAAGUUUAUUAAAUGUAUCGAAUAGCAAUAAUAAUACCUAUGGUGGUGGUGGUGGCCUAAAUUCUGUUUGGGCCAGUUGGGAUGAUAAUGAUCCACCAUCACAAACUAGGAAUGAUAAUCAUACAAAUAGUGUAUCGAUUGGAAUCAAUGUAAAACAAAUGACAAUAAACAAACGACAAUGAACAACAGCAACAAUCUUUCAUAUAGGAAUUCUUCAUAUCAUCCAUCAACUACAACUCGUACACCGACCGAUUCACGUGGGCCAUGUUGUCAAGCUCUUUAUGAUUUUGAUGCUGAAAAUGAAAAUGAAAUUAGUUUC